Messenger RNA from Polypterus senegalus (gray bichir), 2325 nucleotides. RefSeq names its product PHD finger protein 21B (gene phf21b). The record is from RefSeq and is a predicted model, not a curated record. Bases 244 to 2022 code for a protein of 592 amino acids. The transcript has 15 exons. NCBI's taxonomy places the organism in Eukaryota, Metazoa, Chordata, Cladistia, Polypteriformes, Polypteridae.
UUAAAUCAUUUUAGCGAUGGAUCUGUGUAUGCGCAGAUAUCUUUAUUAUGUGUUUAGAUGACUUUCAACACAGGCGUAAAGUGAGUGAUGAGUCCUGUCCCCAGCAAAGAGGCAAGAACUUGCUUUGCAGACUGAGUAGUUGUUCUUUCGAUUGUUAUUGUCGCUUUUUUUAAUUUUAUUUUUUGCGCAAACUUGUUCGCGAUUGCUUUGAAAGUGGUAAAAAAGUGCUUUGAAAGUCCAAACAUGGAACUACAGGGCCUACAAGAGGCGUUGAAAGUGGAAAUCCAGUGUCAUCAGAAACUAGUUGCACAGAUGAAGCAAGACCCACAGAACGGUGAUCUUAAGAAACAACUCCAUGAAAGGCAAUCAAGAAUUACAGCUCUUAGUGAGAAACAAAAACUUGCAGUAAGAACUUGCCCUGUUGGGAACACCAAACCCAUUUCCCUUAUCAAGCCACCUAACCAGAGCUUAACAAUUUCAGUGGUACCAGCAAAGACUCCUGUAUCCAUGGUUACUGCACAUAUUAAUGGACAGAAGGCAGCCAGUGCUGAGCCACCACAGACAGCACCAAUCAACUUGCAGACAGCAAAUAAGAUGAUGGGAAGUGGCCUGAACUCCAUGGGAAGGAGAGUUGCUGAGAUAUCAAGUUCACAGAUGUUAGGAACCAUCUCAGCAGUGCCCCUCAAGGUUCCUCAGGUCAGUUCACUGCACCGUCUUGCAGGACAGGGACCUACAGUUCUACCUCAGGUAAGGCCAAAGACCGUGAUUCCUGACAGCCUCCCAAUUACACCGUGCCGAGACCAACCAUCCAGUCAGCCUCAGACCUUCCAGAAAGCCACCGUGGUCAGUAUCAAGAAUGCAGCCCUGCCUGUUUCUAACAACACUGUCAACCAUGUGCAGCUGCCAAACGGCUUGUCAACAUCAGCGGUACUCCCUGAUGCCCCCAGCGUUUCUCCCUCCCUUAGUACAGCGGGUGUAGCCUAUGCUAUCAUCUCUACUUCACCUGGUAACAGCACGCCCCUUACUUCCAGCACAGGCAUGUCUGUGGUCAAUGAUGGCAUCAAAGUGCAGCCACUGCUCAUCAGUGCAGAAAGCAAGGUAAUAAUAAUUCAGCCACAAGUGCAAAAUCAACACCAGCCUGAGAUUAAAGUUGAACCCAAGAAAUCUUCAGAAGAGCUUUCUCAGGGACCCCCUCUGCCAGCCAAAAAGAAAAAAGAGGACGAUCCAGAGAAAAUUGCCUUCAUGGUAGCACUUGGCUUAGUUACAACAGAACAUUUGGAAGAAAUCCAAAGUAAGAGACAGGAACGGAAACGGCGAAGCACAGCCAAUCCAGCCUACAGUGGGCUGUUUGAACCAGAGCGUAAGCGACUUGCUUCCAACUGUAUGAAUAAUCCUCUGUUCCUAACAAGAGCCAAUGAGGAUCAUUGUUGGAAGGAUGACAUUAUUCACGAUGAUCACUGUGCUGUGUGUAAAGAAGAAGGUGAUCUGCUGCUGUGCGACAGCUGCUCAAGAGCCUAUCACCCCAGUUGCAUUGAGCCCCCUCUAAAGAUGCCCUCAAAAGGAUUGUGGGUGUGUCCUAAGUGCCAGAAAAAGGUCGUUAACAAAGAUGAACGGUCAUGGCCUGAGAACCUGACUGCUGUCCACUCCUAUCUCACCCUCAAAGCAGCAAAAGAGGAGGAGAAAAGGAAAUUGCUGAAGAGAAGCAGUGAACUGAAGAUUGAGCACAAACAACUAGAGGAGCAGGAUCGCCAGCUGAGCAACUCACUCACAAAAUGCAUGGAUUUGAAAAACAGCCUGGUAGCCCGACAGAAAGGCACUCAGGCCUCCCUUGAACGGCUAAAGGCGCUGAUCAGACUCAUUCAAAGGGACCAGGUGAUCCAAGUAACAAUGACUGCCACCACCACAGUAGCCACCUCACUCUUAACCAUCCCGUGGAUUAAACCUGCUGCCACCGUGGGACCCACUCCUUCUGCUCCCAGCAAUGUUCAGAAAAUCUUGCCCACAGCAAUGGAUAACAACUGACCCUUCCGUUAACCCCAGAGCCUUCGCCCAAAACUAACAAAUGAACAGUGAAGUAGUCCUUUUUAAAAAGGCUUCUGGAGAUUAAAGAACAUUUUUUAUAUCCUGAAAUACCAUAGAAACUUAACUUCAAACAAAUUACUAACCAAUGCAGUUUGUAGAGAGCUGCUGUGGCACAAAUAUAUCCCACAAGCAGCUCGAAAAAUGCAUAUUUUGUAAUGCCAACACCUUCAGUGCUUAAGAGAUUUUUUUUUUUUAUUCUUGGCCUUAAUGUAUUUAUGGAUUUAAAAAAAAGACAAACAUAGA